UUUCUAGCAUGAUCUUUUGUAUUCAACCUUCAAGUUCGUCCCAGCAGCAAAGCAUUGUGGGAAGGCAUGGAACCGUGAAACCCUAAAGUAUGGCGGAUGGGGAAGAGCCGGCGAAGAAAAGACAGAGAAUAGAGGAGCAGCCUAAGAAGUUCACAAGUGGACAGUGUAAGAAAGCAAAACGAUGAGGGCGAAGAUCUUAAUGAAGAUGAAGUUUAUUCCAACGUAGCAGUGACAAAAUACGUGAAAAUGGCAGUGGAUGUUAGCAGCAGCGGUGAUUGGGAUGGGCGAUGGAGCCAUGUGCAGAAGUUUCUGGAGAGGUCUGGACCCUUCACACACCCUGAUUUUGAAGCAAGCGAGGAGACACUCCAGUUUUUAUUGAAAACAUGCAAAAUUCUCGUGAUUGGAGCAGGAGGCCUUGGCUGUGAGCUCCUAAAAAACCUGGCACUAUCAGGGUUUCGGAACAUUCACGUCGUAGACAUGGACACUAUUGAUGUGUCUAAUCUGAACAGACAGUUUCUCUUUAGGCCUAAAGAUGUUGGCCGUCCUAAGGCAGAUGUAGCAGCUGAAUUCAUCAACAGUCGAGUUCCAGGAUGCCAUGUUGUCCCACACUUUAAGAAAAUUCAAGAUUUUGAUGAAUCUUUUUACAGACAAUUCCACAUAAUUGUGUGCGGCCUGGACUCCAUCAUUGCUCGUCGCUGGAUGAAUGGAAUGCUGUUGUCACUGCUUAUGUAUGAAGAUGGGGCUUUGGAUCCCAGCUCCAUAAUCCCACUAAUAGAUGGAGGUACAGAAGGCUUUAAAGGGAAUCUGAGGGUUAUCUUGCCUGGUAUGACAGCCUGCAUAGACUGCACACUGGAGCUGUAUCCUCCGCAGGUUAAUUUUCCAAUGUGCACUAUUGCAUCAAUGCCGCGGCUGCCCGAGCACUGCAUCGAGUAUGUAAGAAUACUGCAGUGGCCCAAAGAGAAACCAUUUGGAGAUGGUGUAGCUCUGGAUGGUGAUAAUCCUGAACACAUUCAGUGGGUGUUUCAGAAGUCUCUAGAGAGAGCAGCUGAGUUCAACAUCACUGGAGUCACCUACAGACUCACACAAGGUGUGGUUAAACGAAUUAUCCCUGCUGUUGCAUCCACCAAUGCAGUCAUUGCUGCUGCUUGUGCUACAGAAGUUUUUAAGAUCGCUUCAAGUGCUUAUGCUCCUUUGAAUAAUUACCUAGUGUUUAACGAUGUGGAUGGCUUGUACACGUACACCUUCGAGGCAGAGCGGAAGGAGAAUUGCACAGCAUGUAGUCAAGUCCCUCAGAAGCUACAGUUCCCUCCGUCUGCUAAACUACAGGAAGUGCUGGAGUAUCUGACUGAGAAUGCCUCCUUACAAAUGAAAUCUCCAGCGAUCACUGCAACACUCGAAGGCAAAAACAAGACACUUUACUUGCAGAGUGUUGCUUCAAUUGAAGAAAGAACAAGGCCCAAUCUGUGCAAAACUUUAAAAGAGCUGGGGUUGACUGAUGGACAGGAGUUAGCUGUGGCUGAUGUCACCACUCCACAAACAGUUCUCUUCAAGCUUAACUUCACUUCCUGAACACAACUAGUCCUGGACAUUAUAUAAUAUCCCCUUCUAUAGGUCAUGUCCUUCUCUCAUUUACAGAAAAACUGCAUUGGAACCUCUUAGAUGAAAUGGAGUAAUAUUUAAGAAUAUAUUUCUUUGUAUAUAUAAGGCACUUUGCAGUGUAUGCAGGACUUCUUCUUUUAUCAUAAUUCUCCUAUUCACCUGAAAAACUCUGGAAAAGCUUCAACAGUUAUUGGGUCAUUUAAUUAAUUGGUUUCACAAACCAUGAGAGAGCAGAGAAGAGAUUUCUAGCUCUUACAGCAUUCUACACUGGGGAUGAAGGUUUAUUUUGAGCAUUUAAUGACAACUAAUGGUUGUAUUAAAGGUUUUUUUUUUUUUGGUCCAUCUGUUAAAUGUAAAUAUUUCUUCACUUGUAUGCUUGUCAGUGAAAAUGCUCUGUAAUAAAAGGAAGCAUUUGCAGGG
Molecule: messenger RNA, 2019 nt
Organism: Tachysurus fulvidraco (yellow catfish)
Lineage: Eukaryota; Metazoa; Chordata; Actinopteri; Siluriformes; Bagridae
Gene: uba3
Product: ubiquitin-like modifier activating enzyme 3
Exons: 19
Coding region: 247-1569 (440 amino acids)
Biological process (GO): protein neddylation
Cellular component (GO): nucleus; cytoplasm
Molecular function (GO): NEDD8 activating enzyme activity
Source: RefSeq, a predicted model, not a curated record